AGUAGUAGUACAUGGGAAAGUAUAUAGAUUGUUAAUCAGGAUUGCUGAAAGAGGAAGGAAAGAAGCGAAGAGAAGAGCAAUGGAGGAGGAAGAAAAAGCAGCGCUGUUAAGCGAAAACGAGGAAGAAGAUGGAGAGGUGAAGGAGGUGGAGAUCCACCUGUUCCGGCGAGGUCAUGGUCCAAUUGCGGUAUUCAAGUCCAAAUUAGGUGGAUCUCAACACAACCAGUUAGAGGUUCGUCACAUUCUCCACAACCACUCUCUCAAAUCCAUGUUCGCUUUCAACCCCCAAUCUGGCCGUGCCGUCCCCAUCCGCUUCAACCCUAAAACCGGAAGGUCCAUUCUCACUUACCGAAACGGCGCCGUUAUUUUCGUCGACGGCGAACCCAAGGACUCGUUGCUUAAGCCAGUGACUAGGAUCUUGGUUGGGGUGGUGCUCAUAACGAUUAUGAUACUUCUAGUUUCGAGGGAAAGUCCUCAGUGGAUUCACAAAUUAAACUUUUCGGGUGUGAAUUUCCCUCCCUUGAUCUUGGCUUGUGUUGUUAUUGUCUUCACCCGCAUGAGGAAGAGAACCAAAGAUUUUCUUAGCAAGUGGGGUUUGUGAAUCAAUGCUUUCAGGCUGUCUUAGUUGAUGCUGUUGUUUUGCGAGUAUGCCUUGUUUGGCGGUAUACUGUUUCUCAAUUUUCGUUUUUUGUUUUUUAUGCUUCGAAGCAUUUCUAAUGAUGGUGGAAAAAAAUUAUGUUUAGUGGAAAUAUUGUAAAAUUGUAAUCUUGCUGGUAUCACAUCAUUCCGAAUAUAACAAGUACAUAGCUGU
Messenger RNA from Abrus precatorius (Indian licorice), 811 nucleotides. RefSeq lists its product as uncharacterized. Bases 80 to 601 code for a protein of 173 amino acids. The record is from RefSeq and is a predicted model, not a curated record. Lineage: Eukaryota; Viridiplantae; Streptophyta; Magnoliopsida; Fabales; Fabaceae. The transcript has 2 exons.